AUGACAAAUCCACAGGUUAUUCUCAGUCCGGAUCAAGUGAGGGUCGCAGUGGGCAGCUCAGUGCAGUUACAAUGUGCAAUUGUGCACAGCAGUGUGCAACACCUUGGUGUAACGUGGAAUGAUAACCGUCGUGAGAUCCUGACACAUUCCCAAUCUGAUGGGGUUACCAGAGAUCACACCGAAAAUGAGAAAUUUCAAUCUUUCAGAGAUCUCAUCCAUAACAGCUACAUUCUCACCAUCAGAGACAUAGAAAGCAGCCACAGUGGACGUUAUUACUGUGACAUUGUUGGAAAGAACAUGUCCAAUAGCGGAAAGGCCGUCAGUGUAUCUGUACAAGGUAAAAGUUUUCCUGUCCUAGCUCAGUCACCAGUGCUGAAUGUCAGAGUGACUCAAACUGCUGAGGUACAUUGCUCUGUGUUGGAUAUCAACUUGGAGAAGACUGAUUUACACUGGUACCGACGUAACAUGACAGGGCAUCAAUGGAUUGUGACACACCGUUCUAAAGGCGCUGUGGAAGUGAAUGAACGUUUUCAGGGACAUUUUAAUUCUACCAGAAAUAUCACCAGUCAUGUUGCCACUCUAAUAAUCAUAAACAUUCAACCUGAAGAUGCAACUGUGUGUUACUGUAAAGUGUGGUCUGAUGUGUACGGGAACGGAACCCAGCUUAAUAUCAUCAAGACCCGGUAUCCAGAUUUGUUCCCUAUUUUUCUGGGCCGUCUGUUGGUUCUCCUACUCUUUCUGGCCAUUGCUAUAAUCGUUUUGCUCCAUGUAAACCAAACGGCAUGCUUCACCAACACAUCAAGAUAG
Molecule: messenger RNA, 807 nt
Organism: Rhincodon typus (whale shark)
Lineage: Eukaryota; Metazoa; Chordata; Chondrichthyes; Orectolobiformes; Rhincodontidae
Exons: 3
Coding region: 1-807 (268 amino acids)
Biological process (GO): response to bacterium
Source: RefSeq, a predicted model, not a curated record